GUCAAGCAAGCCUGCAGAACUCCUCCGUUGUAGAGGCGUGGGAGCAGGAGCACGUCACCAGCCAAGAGCUGAUGUACAAUUUCGGUCCUAUGCCUGACAUGGUUAAGACCUCGAUCCUCGGCGAGCGGUGGGACCUUGCGUGUCCCCCAUCGACGUCGAGCAACAUGUAUCGGACGGGCAUGUCGGUCCUGCUGGAAGAGGUGGAGGACUUCAACGGGGCUUCCGUCUCUUACGCCGUGAGGUGCCCCGAGAACCUCCGCAGCCAGGAGAGGCAGGAGUACUACCCGAGGCUCAACGUGCUCAAGGACGAGUUCCAGGAGUCGCACUUUGUGUUCUUCUUCGACCUGCGGCCGUACGUCUUCUGGGACGCCUUCUUCUCCCUGAUGAUCACCGUCUUCGUGAUCCUGGCCCUCCUGCUGGCCGCCAUGCUCUUCACGAACGACGCGAACCACCUGGUGCUGAAUCCCGUGGAGAGCAUGAUCUCCAAGGUGGAGGCGAUCCGCCACGAUCCGAUGAUGGCCAGGCGGAUGGCGGACAAGGAGUUCAACCUGGAAGAGAAGGCAAAGGCGAGAAAAACGUACAGGCAGGUUCGUACGCGGGCGAGCCGUGUGGCACCGCUGUACGCCCUCUACUACGACAAGCUUGGUUGCUGGCCCAAGGUCAACGCCAGCGAGCUGAUGGAGACGGUCGUCCUCGAGAAGACCAUCAUCAAGCUGGGGACCCUGCUGGCGCUCGGCUUCGGAGAAGCCGGGGCGGCCAUCAUUGAGCACAACAUGCACGGAAUUGACAGCGCCAGCGUGAACGCGAUGGUGGAGGGCACGAAGGUGCAGUGUGUCAUUGGGGUCGCGCGCAUCCGCGAUUUCAGCACGGUGACCGAGGUGCUACAGGCCAAGGUCAUGACCUUCGUGAAUCAGAUCGCCGAGAUAGUGCACGGUGUUGUCGAUGAGUUUCAUGGGGCCGCGAACCGGAACAACGGCGACGUGUUUCUCAUGAUCUGGAGGACGUCCGACCUCGACGAGAGUUGUGUGUGCAAGAUGGCCGACAUGUCCGUGCUGGCGUUCACCAAAAUCCUCGGCUCCGUCCAUCGCUCGCACGUCCUGGCGACCUACCGCAGCCACCCCGGCCUGCAGCAGAGGCUGCCGGGGAAGAGCUGCCGCGUGAACCUCAGCUGCGGGCUGCACUUCGGCUGGGCCAUCGAGGGCGCGGUCGGCAGCGAGUUUAAGAUCGACGCCUCGUAUCUGUCGCCCAACGUCAGCAUCGCGGAGAGCGUCGAGCGGGCCACGCAGAUCUACGGCG
Messenger RNA from Prorocentrum cordatum, 1296 nucleotides. NCBI's taxonomy places the organism in Eukaryota, Dinophyceae, Prorocentrales, Prorocentraceae. The record is from the annotation of a GenBank genome assembly.